Synchiropus splendidus (mandarinfish) is the source of this 2592-nucleotide messenger RNA. Its product is annotated as zona pellucida sperm-binding protein 2-like. The record is from RefSeq and is a predicted model, not a curated record. Bases 1 to 2592 code for a protein of 863 amino acids. The transcript is spliced from 19 exons. NCBI's taxonomy places the organism in Eukaryota, Metazoa, Chordata, Actinopteri, Syngnathiformes, Callionymidae.
AUGACAGCAGGAAUCCGCUCCACAUGUUUAGGGAAUGUCAUGCGUGUGGAUGUCGGACCGUUGGGAGAGAAGCGCCUGGAAGUGGCUCUUACUUUUAAUAACUCGGUGUACCCACUCACUCCCAGGUUGGAGUCUCAGUGUGGCUUCAGCACCAAGAGGGACCAGCUUGGGAACACCAUCAUUUAUGCCUCACUUCAGAACUGCUUUGCUUGGAAUGUGGCGGACAGUUCCUUCACAACAUCGCUGCAGCUUCGCCUGCAUGGGAGCAAAGAUGAGGAGGAAGAAGUCUACCAGGUGUCAGAGACCUGCCACUACCAGACCUGGGCCGCUCGGGAAAUCAUCUGCGGUCCCAACUUCAUGGAGGUGUCCAUGGAAAGGACUGUAGCAGAAGAUUCUACACUACACAAUGCUGAUCAUCGACGGACUGUGGAGAAAGUCCUCUUGGACUCGGAGUAUAAACUGUCCAAAGUGGUGUUCUACACUCCUGCAGAGAGGAUUAUGAAGCUGGAGGACGCCCAGCAACUGGGCUAUGGGAUAGGAAACACUCCAUCACGACUUGUGCUGAGGAGCCCUUUAUCCACACAUGAAACAUACACACAAAACGUGGCAGGAGUUCGCAUGAACGUGCUCCUGAUGUCAGCCGUGUACAGGAAGAAGUGGCUGACUACUCAGAUCGACGCCACUGCUGUGUGUCCGGUGGCAGAAGGGAGUGUGACCUUCACGCCCAACUUCAUCACCUGGUACCUUCCGCGCCACAUCGACCCACUCAUUUCCUCUGACCAGUUCACGUUGAUGGAGGUCCACAUGGGGGUGGAUGGAGAGAUUCUUGACAGUACUGAGUUGGAGAACAGAAGAUAUUCCCUGUCAGUCAAUGACAUUCACAUCAUUGUGGAGAUUCCUGUCGGCGCCGUCGGUGGUUUCUUCAAGAGCCUGGUCCAAGACGGCCAGUACCUCUCCACCUACUCCAUCGAGCCAAUGCUGGAGCUACUCUGGGUCGAGGAGUUCACUCAAGACCAGACGAGAUACAAAGUCAUGAUGCCCAUCACCACCCCUGUCAUGUCGCGCCCUCCUCAGGUUAUCGACAACACCAUUCCGCAGGAGCGCAUGUUUAAAGUGCUGAUCGGGCCUUUUGGCUUGGACGCGGUGCUGAUGAAUGUCUCCUUCCCCGGAGAGGUCUUGUCUUUAACCGACUGCCAGAUGCGAGGUUUCGAUGUCCAAGAGCUGCCGUCCCAGAAUGGCUCCAAAGUCUUCAGCAUUCAAGUGCCCUUCUCAGACCGCGUCGUUCAUCUGAGGGGAGAAGCGGAAGCGUCCGUCUACACUCUCCAACUGGCCCUGGGUCUGCUGGUGCUGCCAGAGCUCACACCCUUUACUCACUUCGUACACCUGGAAGCUAGAGUGGUCGACGUAGGUCCACCGGCGACAGUUGCCCCAUCCGCCACCGGCCACUGCGACUACAAGAGCUUCAUCCUGCUGGUGAAAUACGGCUCGGACGGCUUUAACUUCAACGCUCGGGUCGGCCAGAGUCUGCUGACGGUGUCUAAAGCUCAAGAGUACGGCCUGCUGCAGAACGGAACCCACUUCAGUUUGGUGGUCCCCUUCGCGGCGGAUGAUGUGGUGUUUGAGGCUGUUGACGAGUGGUCGAUCAGAACCAGACUUGAUCUGACUUUGAGUCACCCCGAAACCGGGAAGACCCUGAACUCCUUCUCCCUGGCCUGUAAUUUCCGCUCCUCGCUGGCAGAGUGUUUGUCCAACGGGACCAUGACCGCCCUGGCGAUCAAAGUGGAAUCGGUCCCCAGUCUGGACCCUCGGCAGCUGACCCUGUCUGAUCCCUCCUGCGGUCCCACGUACAGCGACGACCGCCACGCCUACUUCGUCUUCACCGGAGACUCCUGCGGCACAACCCGGAAGUUUCUUUCAAACGCCAUGGUGUAUGAAAACGAGAUCUCUCUGCCCGACCACAUGAUGGAAAGGGAGAAGCAGGAAGGGGAGAUGGAGGAGCCCGAAUACGAGUUGAAGAUUUCCUGUUAUUAUGACAUCACCUCACGGCAAGCGGUUCCCCUCCACACUCGCCCGCGCAGGAGCGAACCGUACGCUGACAAUGCACAGGGAGACCUGGACGUGGAAAUGCGACUGUCUUCUGACGACUCCUACAAGCUCUACUACCGAGCGGAGGACUUCCCCCUGGUGGUGUACCUGCAGCAGCCGCUCUACUUUGAGGUGGAGCUGAUGAAGUCCACCAAUCCUGCAGUCUCUCUGGAGCUGGAGAGCUGCUGGGCCACCACCAACAGGGACCGCCUGUCCCCUCCCAGAUGGGACCUCAUCAUCAAUGGGUGUGCAAACCCUGCAGAACCGUUCCAGGUCACCUUCCAUCCAGUCGAGGCAAAUGACAAAAUCCAGUUUGCGUCCAACAUGAAGCGUUUCGAGGUCCUGAUGUCCGCCUACUCCAUAGACAUGCUCACCGUUUCUCUCCUUCAGCUCUUUGUCCACUGCGACGUGCUGAUCUGCGACCCCAGAAACCCUCUGAAUGAAGCCUGCAGUUCCCCGUGUUCCAACAAGAGCAGAGACAAUGGUGAAGUAUCAACAGUCACCUGA